Ixodes scapularis (black-legged tick) is the source of this 1242-nucleotide messenger RNA. RefSeq lists its product as uncharacterized. NCBI's taxonomy places the organism in Eukaryota, Metazoa, Arthropoda, Arachnida, Ixodida, Ixodidae. The record is from RefSeq and is a predicted model, not a curated record. Bases 1 to 1242 code for a protein of 413 amino acids. Gene Ontology annotation, molecular function: nucleic acid binding. The transcript has a single exon.
AUGCUGAGGAGAAUCAGGAACCAGUGGUCCGGACUCAAAGAGAAGGAGGCUAUACAGCUGGUAUAUGCCUUUGUGGUAUCUCGGGUCAUGUACGCCACCCCGUACCUGAGACUCACUCAGACCGAAGUCAACAAACUCAAUGUCAUCAUUCGAAGAGCUUUCAAGUGCACCCUUGGACUACCAGAGUCCGUGGCCACGGAUGACCUGCUCAGCACGGGCCUCUACAACACUAUCGAGGAACUCUGGGAAGCCCAGCGUAUAUCACAAAUCAAGCGCCUCAGCGAAACACCGAACGGAGGAUGGCUCCUGGAGCGGCUGCAAUUGGCCACACCGGGUGGCAUAUUACACCAAGAACCCAAACAAGAAUUAACACCAACUGUACGAGGCAAGAUCACGGUCGAGAAGAUCCCAAGGAACAUGAACUCGGAAAGGAACGCCAACAGAAGAAGAGUUCGUGCACAGACCAUAUCCAGGAUAUGGAGCAAGAAGCCCGGAACCCUGUACGCCGACGCGGCCAUCCUACCAAGAGGCAACACCGCCACCCUGGUCGUGGCCGAUCCUCGUGGCAACGUGGUGAGGACGGCGUCGGUCUCCACGACCCUCACAGAACACGCAGAAGAAGCCGCAAUUGCUCUGGCUGCCACAGGUACCAAACAAGACCACAUCACCGUCAUCACAGACUCGCAACGGGCGUGCCGCAACUUCGCCAAGGGUGAAAUAGGCGAACAGGCGGCGAGAAUCCUCUCCAAGGCGCAGUUUACGAGCAUGAAGAUCGUCUGGGCACCAGGUCACGCGGGUGUCGAGGGAAACGAGGCGGCAAACGCCGCAGCCCGAGCCUUUCAUUCGAACCGGGACUCGUCCGCACCUCAACCACACUCCCCUGACCCCAACAUGAAGUACAACGAAUACUUGAAGACAAUUAGGGAAGCCAGGAUGACUCUUCCAGCGCCACCUUCGAAGUUCACCAAGGAGGAGGAGCACCUCUAUAGAAGACUGCAGACAGGAACCAUGAAGACGCCAAUGAAGCUCCAUCAAUGGUACCCCCAACUCCAUCCUUCACCAACUUGGGGGGACCUGUACCACUUGAUGUGGGUGUGCAAGCACAUUAAAGGUUUGGAUCCGAUUCUGAACCCGACGAGGGACAGCUGGAACGCGGCACUCCACUGGAGCGAUCCGGGAAGCCAACACUGGUUAGUACGGAGAGCGACGGUGGUGCAAGCCGCGAUUGGAGCCCCGGACUAG